UUCUGUUCUUUCUCACUAGAUGACUCAGGAGCAGUACAUCCUGGCAUCUCAGCCGAACCCCCUCCAAAGACCGGGAUGUGCUACUGUGUACCCUGUGGGGAUUUAUGGCUGGCGAAAGCGCUGUCUCUAUUUCUUCAUCCUCCUCCUCCUCGUCACCAUGAUCGUCAACCUAGCUUUGACCAUCUGGAUCUUAAAAGUCAUGAACUUCACCGUGGAUGGCAUGGGAAAUCUCCGCGUAACCAAAGAGGGCAUCAGAUUAGAGGGAGUGUCGGAGUUCCUUCUUCCACUUUAUGUGAAAGAGAUCAAAUCCCGACGGGACAGUCCUCUGGUCUUACAGUCAGACCGCAAUGUGACAGUGAAUGCACGAAAUAACCUUGGCCAGCUGACAGGACAACUCACUGUGGGCUCAGAGAUGGUAGAAGCCCAGUGUCAGCGGUUCGAGGUGAAAAGUAGUGAUGGCGAGAGAGUUCUCUUCUCUGCUGAUGAAGAGGAGAUCAGUAUUGGCACAGAUAAACUGAGGGUCACAGGCAACGAGGGAGUUGUGUUUAGUCAUUCAGUGGAAACGUCACACGUUCGAGCUGAACCAUUCCAAGACCUGAAGCUAGAGUCUCCGACAAGGACACUGACACUGGAGGCUCCCAAAGGUGUUGAAGUGAACGCGGGAGUAGGGGAAUUCAAAGCUUCUUGUAGGAAAGAUCUCACUUUAGAGUCUUCAGAAGGAGAGAUCUUCUUAAAUGCAAACUCAAUCCGUCUUGGAAAUCUUCCACACGGGAGCGUGGACCUAUUGCUUGGUCCAGGGACCACAUACUCCAAACAGACUGUGUACGAGGUGUGUGUAUGUCCCAGUGGCAAGCUCUAUCUGUCUCCUGCAGAGAGCUCCUCCACCUGCCAGACCACCAAUAGUGUGUGUCUCUGGAGCUGAGAAAGGUGGGUGGGCCAUGGACCACCCAGCACCAGAAAGGCCUUCCUUCACCUUCCCUCUCUUGCUCCUUUCCUUCCUCCGUCCUCCUUUCCUCUGUCUUCUUCUCUUUCUUAAUUCUGUAAUGCCUUUCUUUUAUCCACACUUACAUCGGUCUGUCCAUCUGCCCUUAAAUUUGUCCAUCCUCUAUCUAUCUAUCUAUCUAUCUAUCUAUCUAUCUAUCUAUCUAUCUAUCUAUCUAUCUAUCUAUCUAUCUAUCUAUCUAUCUAUCUAUCUAUCUAUCUAUC
Molecule: messenger RNA, 1206 nt
Organism: Rhinichthys klamathensis goyatoka
Lineage: Eukaryota; Metazoa; Chordata; Actinopteri; Cypriniformes; Leuciscidae
Product: zeta-sarcoglycan
Biological process (GO): heart contraction; cardiac muscle tissue development
Cellular component (GO): sarcolemma; sarcoglycan complex
Source: RefSeq, a predicted model, not a curated record